AUGGAAAUUAAUAAAGAAGAAUCCAAACCAGUCAGUGAGAUUCCUGGAAGCGUGGACACCAACGGUCACCCACAUCUCGUUCGGGUAAAAACACCAGAAGCUCGAGGAGACAACGAUGUCGCAUAUACCGAAUGUCCAUUUGCUGAUUACGGUUGCACAGUUACUGGAGAGGCUAUUCAAAUCCGUCGACACAUACGUGAUGGCAGCGUACAACAUCUAACAAUGAUGUGCAAGACAGUGAAAGACCUGUCCAAAGAAACAGAAAAAUCGCUUGAACAGUCUACAAAACUUUAUGAAGAAUCUGAAGUAACUGUUAGAAAAAUUAACGAAAUUGGAAGUUUAUACAGAGAUACGAUAAAAAUCCUUUCUUCAUUUAGCUCACAAUACAUAUGGCGCAUUGAUGGAUACAAAGAAUCCUUCUUGGAAGCACGUCGUGGCCGUCGUUCUAUUAUAUACAGUCCGCCAUUCUACUCACACCGUCAAGGCUAUAAACUUGCUGCUGCUAUAGCACUUUACGGUGAUGGAGACGCAAUCGGUGAAUACAAUUCUGUAUUCCUCACAAUUUUACGCGGAGAUAAUGAUGCGAUUUUACCCUGGCCCUUCAAAUGUCCCAUAACGUUCACUUUGGUGAAUCUCAAAAGUGGCAAAGACGUUGAAGCUACCGUCACUCCACGCAUCACCGAAAACAAUAUGCCAUUCCUAGGCAGACCGCGUUCGGAUCGAAACCCUGCCUUUGGAAUCAAAACUUUCACUGACCUUCGCCUGAUGAGCGAAGAAACAAACUUCGUCGUCAACAAUACAUGCUUCCUUAAAGUGGACAUAGACCUAGAACCAAUUCAUAAAGUCAUUGGUUAA
Messenger RNA from Enterobius vermicularis (human pinworm), 855 nucleotides. NCBI's taxonomy places the organism in Eukaryota, Metazoa, Nematoda, Chromadorea, Rhabditida, Oxyuridae. The record is from the annotation of a GenBank genome assembly.